GGUGAUUUCUGUCUCUCUCGUUUCGAAGCUUUGAGAUUGUAUUUCGUUUGCCCGACGUUAGUUUCGGGGGAAUUCCGUAUGCGAGUUUUUGUCGUAGACUAUUUUGCCCCUGCCGUCUUGAGUUGCAAUGAUUAGACAAUGUGCAAUGAUCACCUAAUCAUAAUGAAACGGUAGGUUAAUCUAGAGAGAACUCUGCUCAUAAAUCACAGAGUAAAAUGUUAGAGAAAUCUAUGGUGGAUUUUACUAUGCAAUUCAAUUCAAAUAUGCAUUGAAAGAAGCAGGUAAUUCUGAAGAGGUCAAGGGUUUGGUGAACGGCAGGUAAUUCUGAAGAGGUCAAGGGUUUGGUGAACGAAGCCAUGUCAACAAUGAGCACUGACUAGAUCAGAAGCUCAUGUGUUAAGCAUGGGUGUCUUACAUUGACAAGUCAAAGUCUUUUAUCUGUAACAAGAUGACACCAUUUGCUGAUUACCUGCCUGCACAUGUCUUGCAGUGUUGAUAAUCUUUCUGAUCUUCUCUCCUUUCAGGAUUUUGGUCUGCAGUAUGUGAGAGUUCUGCCUGUGCUGUUAAUAAAGUGAGAAUGCGUGGAGGUCUUGAGCCGUUCAGCGUUUUGUAAUGCACUUGAUUACUUUAUUCACCAAGAUCAUUGGUGUGGUGACCAUUGCCCUCGUUUCCAUAGUUUCCAUCUUGGGCCUGAUCUGCUUAAGCCGAGCGGUGUAUUUUCAGCUGUGGAUCAACAAAAGAGGCUACCAGCGACUUAACUACUUCAACGGGCCGUGGCUAACAAGGAUAACACUAGUAUUGGUUGCCUUCUGGUGGGGUAUUGGAGAAGUACUUCGGCUCACUUUCGUGAAUGGAGAGGGGAGGUUCACUUCUGACCCGACGUGGCAAGAAAAUGUUUGCAAAUUCUAUAUCAUCUCAAAUUUGGGGUUUGCAGAGCCAGGAUUGUUCUUGUUGCUCGCUUUCCUUCUCAGUGCAGCUUUACAGAAGCAAGAGCUUGGUACCUUAAACCGGAAGUGGAAUCGAAAAACCAUACGCGCCAUGUUCGUUAUCUGCCUUCCUUCAUUUCUCUGGGAAGCUUGUGUUGUUUUCAUUGGUCCUCGUGUCGCUUCAGAUGAUGGCCAAACAUCAAAGCUUGGAAAGUUCUGGUAUUCAGCUACAGCGGUCCACAAUGGCAAUGUCGCAUGCACAUACCCAUUGUUGAGCAGCAUAUUUCUUGGGGCAUUCUACAUCAUAUUGGCCAUUUAUGUGAUGUUUGUUGGAGGACAGAUGCUGUCUUUGGUGAUCAACAAGGGGCUCCGACGGAGGAUAUACAUGCUAAUAUUUGCCACUAUAAUAUUACUUCCCCGAGCUACACUUCUUGGGCUCUCCAUUGUUGCAUGGCCAGGUGAAACAUCCCAUGAGUCACUCGUAUUUAUCUCCUUCCUGGUGCUGAUGCUUGCUGCCAUGGUUGGUAUUGUGAUUUUGGUGUAUUUUCCGGUUGCUGAUGCCUUCGCUAUAAUUGAUCAAGGGAACAUUGAGAUGCAAGCGGAUCAGGAGACUAUCCUAUGACUCAGGCUUUGUUGUUUGACUGAUUCUUUAGCUGAUUGUUCAAGGACAAAUUGAUGGCCAUUCCAUUGGUUUCUUCCCUGACCUGCAUAUGAUCUCGGGGAUUUUGUAAACAUAGAAUAGAUUAAAUAGGGACAACAUUCUCCUUUUCUCUAAUUCUUUUCAUCCUUUUCUUCACACAUGUUGGUGUGAAGAGAAGUCCUGUAAAAUAGUUUAUACAGAGUAGUGAAGAUCAGGCAUGUUUUCCUUAUUGUCUUCUGUACAUUGAAAAAAGAAAGAUUAUACACUUUCACCUCUCUGGAGGGGCUUAUAUCAUGUGGGCGAUGUCUCCACCAUUUUAGUACCUCAA
Molecule: messenger RNA, 1894 nt
Organism: Hordeum vulgare subsp. vulgare (domesticated barley)
Lineage: Eukaryota; Viridiplantae; Streptophyta; Magnoliopsida; Poales; Poaceae
Exons: 2
Coding region: 613-1548 (311 amino acids)
Source: RefSeq, a predicted model, not a curated record